Messenger RNA from Trifolium pratense (red clover), 4446 nucleotides. RefSeq names its product disease resistance protein RPM1-like. The transcript is spliced from 3 exons. Gene Ontology annotation, biological process: defense response to other organism. Gene Ontology annotation, molecular function: ADP binding. NCBI's taxonomy places the organism in Eukaryota, Viridiplantae, Streptophyta, Magnoliopsida, Fabales, Fabaceae. The record is from RefSeq and is a predicted model, not a curated record. Bases 1453 to 4335 code for a protein of 960 amino acids.
UGUUUAUUAUUGCUUAUUUUGGAGUAUGCUAUGCCUAAUAAUUGAUUACUAUUCACUCAUCUUGUGUGCUGGCUUUCUCUAGUUAAUUAAUUCAGUACCUUAUGAUCAAUUUGAAAGUUACAUAAUAUGUUUAAUGAAUUUUAGGGAGUUCAAAGAAGCUACCAAGGUUGGUGUACUUUGGACCGUAAACACAGAGAGGUUGCUCGGUACAAGUCUGUUGUGCAGGUUGUUGGCAUUGAUCCUAAUCCGCAGAUGGAGAAGUAUGCUCGAUCUUCUGCUGCAUCGGCUGGACUUCCACUCUCAAAUUUUGAGUUUAUACAUGCUUGUAAGAAAAGAAAAAAUAAUUUCCCUCCGCUAGCUCAGCUCCUCGGCAGCCCCCAACCUGUUUCUGAUACAUAUAAGCCACAUACUCAACAAGUAAGGAUAAAUUCUAUACUUUAUCUUAUUAGUGGAUAAAUUCAUUCAUGUAAUUUUUUUUUGAAAAAUAUUUUCAAAGCUAAAAAUCAAUUGUAGAAGGCAAAUAUUACACCGUGAGUAAAUCACACCCCGCUAAUAAAAUAUCGACUAAUAGGAUGAUAAAGUAUAGAAUCUAUCUAUGCAUAAUCACACAGAUACAAUUUUAAGCACAAAAUUUCUCCAUAACUUGCACAUCUAUUAGAUCACAGCUAACUCAAAAAAUGUUGCAAUAGAUAUUAAAAUUUGGUCUCUUUAAACAAAGCAUUGCUAGUCGCCAAUAUAAAUUAACUAAAUCCAAUUUGUGCAAUAGAUAUUCAAAUCUUCUUUUGACUCUACGAUGGCUAAAUUACACCACACUUUAUUGUAGAACCAAUUAUUAAAAACUAAAUUAUUGAUGACUCCCCCAUAUGAUAAACUAAAAAAAAGAGCUAAGACUAACAUACAUUGUUUAAUCAAUAUUAUUACAUCCUAUUGCCACUAAUUUAAUCAUAUGAUCAACAACUUGCUCAUGUGCGACAAAUUUUAUAAAUAAACUAAUAUAAAUGACAAAUGAUGGUAAGGAGGAUCACGGUUCGAUUCUUCUCAAUUGCGAGGGGUUGAAAUCACUUGAUAUCAAAACUAACCUCUGAACCAGAUUAGGUGAUCCAGUGGACUGGAUACGGGUGAUGAAAACAAAAAAAUGAUGUCGUAUUAAACAAGAGAUGUAGUUAUGCAUUAUUACAGUUAAUUGUCACUAUUUAAAUCGCAUAUGAUCAACAACUUGCUCUUAUAAGACAAAAUUUUAUAGAAAAUAAAACUGACAAAUUAAAUGACACAAGGCACUAAAAAAGUAUUAAACAAUGACCAGAGGGAAACUCAAAGUCUAUGUGUUCACAUUACGGUUGAAGGUUAUGCUUUAUAUAUUAUGACGGACUCACAAGGACUAACAGCUUUUUUCUCAUCAAUCAUCUCACUCACAAAUAUUAGCAAAUUGAAAUCAAAGAUACAUACAACAAAAUGUGUGAUCCUUGUGCAAGUGUCUUUUCCUGUGCUCGUGAAAACUUGCUUCCACUAGCCCGUAAACAUUUGUUUCCACUAGCCCUUGAUCAUUUGCUUCCAAUCCUAAAGGAAGGAGUCAACAUGAUUAGGGGUAUCCCAAAUGACGAAAUUGCACAAAUGAAACAUGAACUUGAAACCAUCGAAGAAUUCAUCCAUCAGGCAGAUAAAAUGGCUGAUGCCGAAGGAGACCAUCCAAGUGAUGAUGGAAUUGGAACUAGAGAAAAGAUCAAGCAGCUGAUAGAAGCAUCUUUUCGCAUACAAGAUAUCAUUGAUGAAUAUAUAAUCCGCGAGGAGCAACAAUUUCCAGAUCCUGGAUGUGCUGCUGGUGCUUCUGACUAUGUCAAAACUAAGUUUCUCCGUCUCCAAAUAGCCCAUGAUAUUCAUAGCAUUAAAUCCCAAAUUAAUGAAAUGAAAGAAACAUGUUUUGAAACGGAUCAUGAAGGAUCAAGCAGUUUUGUUUCAAACCUGAAUGAUGCAACAUCAUUGCAGAACCUUCGAGAUGAUCCUUUUUACUUAGAUGAAGCUGAUGUUGUUGGCUUUGAAAAGCCAAGAGGCAUAUUGAUUGAUUACAUGGUGAAGGGAAGAAAAGAGCUCACAGCCGUCUCCGUGGUAGCAAUGGGAGGGCAAGGAAAAACCACUCUUGCUAAAAAAGUUUUUGACAGCAAAGAAGUCAUGGGACACUUUGAAUUUCGUGUAUGGAUCACGGUGUCACAAUCAUAUGAUAUAGAAGAGUUGCUGAGAUACAUGUUAAAGGAGCUUUGCAAACAACAAAAUGUCCAUCCUGAGAUCAUUCAUGAAAUGAAAAUUCAUGAAAUGAAUCGACGACCAUUAGUUGAAAAGGUGAGAAACUACUUGCAGCAAAAAAGGUACGUUGUCGUGUUUGACGAUGUAUGGAGCUUAAAUUUUUGGGGUGAUAUUAAACUUGCUAUGAUUGAUAACAAAAAGGGUUGUAGGAUACUAAUCACCACUAGGACCAUGGAUGUUGCCACUUCUUGUAGGGAAUCUUGUUUUGUUGAAAUUCUUGAACUCAAAGGUUUAAAUGAUGAACACUCUUUGAAAUUGUUCAAUAAGAAGGCAUUUCAUGACUUGAUCGGACGUUGUCCGGAAAAUCUUGUUGCUAUAUCGUCUAAAAUUGUUAAAAAAUGUGAUGGAUUACCACUAGCAAUUGUAGUCACUGGUGGUCUUUUAUCAUGCAAAAAUAGAUCAUAUGUUGACUGGUACAAGUUUAGUGAAAAUAUGAAUUUAGAGUUAAACAAAGAUUCCAAGAUAAACAAAUUGUUAGCUCUUAGUUACCAUGAUUUGCCUUACAACAUCAAGUCAUGUUUCUUGUAUUUUGGAUUAUAUCCAGAAGACUGUAUAGUUCCUUCAAAGAUGUUGACUCUACAAUGGAUAGCUGAAGGGUUCGUGAAAGAAGAUAGAGGAAGGACGUUGGAAGAGGUUGCUGAAGGAUAUUUAACAAUGUUGAUCCAUAGAAGUUUGGUGCAAGUAGUUUCAAUCACUAUUGAUGGAAGAGCAAAAAGUUGUCGUGUUCAUGAUCUAGUGCAUGCAAUGAUCCUUAAAAAAUGUGAGGAUUUAAGUUUUUGCAAGAAUAUUAGUGAGGACAAACAAUCAUCUUUGACUGGAAUGGCUCGGCGCCUAUCGAUAGCAGACAGUUCUGAUAAUUUAAUGGAAAGUAUUGAAAACUCACAGGUUCGAUCACUGAUUGUUUACAAACCAAAAAAAAUAUCUCUAUCCUUUGUAAGGAGAAUCCCUACAAAAUACAGGCGGUUGAAGAUGCUUAAUAUAGAUGAUGAUCGAUUGCAUGAUGUUCCUGAAGACUUGCAAUGUUUGAGCCACUUGAAGUAUUUUAGAUUCAGAAAUGGAAGGGGUAAUGACAUGUAUUUUCCACUUCCAGAAUCCAUUGGCAUGAUGGGGAACUUAGAGACCUUGGAUUUAGCAGAUACAUAUUACUAUGAACCUAUGCCGAAGGAGAUUUGCAUGCUUAGAAAGCUACGCCAUUUUAUAGGCGACCAACUGGAUUUAAUUCCAUUGAAGGAUGGUAUUGGAGGUAUGACAUCGCUACAAACGCUGCCUAAAGUUUAUUUUAGCCCGUUUAGAGCUGAAAGGGAUAACGAAGUAGUAGAGCUAAUCCAAGAGUUGGGAAAGCUAAAACAACUAAGAGGAUUGGUCUUGCUCAAUGUUAAGGAGGAACAUAUGAGUGUCAUAUCUUCCUCAAUCAAUGAGAUGCAACAAUUGGAGAUGUUGCAUAUUACGAAAAUCAACGAAGAUACAUUCAUUGAUUUGGAUUUGAAUUCACCCCAACCGAUGCUUAGCAUAGUUAAACUUGAUGGUCGGAUGUCAAAGAAGUUUCCUGAGUGGAUUUCAAAACUUCAAAAUCUUAUUGAGCUAAGAGUGCAACUUGUGGAUUCCAUGCAAAUGGAUGAUGCAAUGAAAUUACUCAAAAGUAUGCCAAGCUUGCUGUCCCUCAGUAUCUCCUACCAUUAUGAUCAAAUUGGAGUUGUUGAAAGGUUACAUUUUCAAGAUGGAUCGUUUAAGAAUUUGAAGGAGCUACAUAUUGUUUUUUUCCUUGCCUUGAGGUACAUACUUAUUGACGAAGGUGCGUUGGGUUCACUAAAAGAGCUCCAAUUAUACUACAUCCCCAAACUAAUGUCAUUACCAACUGGCAUUCAACACUUAUCCAAGCUUGAAGUUCUAAGUUAUUCAUAUCCCAAUGAGGAAUUUGAGGAAAGUAUUGCUUUAGAAGAAAGAAAAGAGCAUUCGAUCUUCAAGCAUGUGCUCUUGAAAGAAUUACUCCCUCCGGACAUAAAUCUAAACAACACACUUUUUAGAUUAUUUGAAUAAUAUAGUCCAGAUACAUCUAUUAUUUAAUAAAUCUAAAAAGUGCAUUUUUGUUUAUAUUUGUGUCCGGAGAAAGUAUUAGAUUAAGGAGCUAGAAAUAUUGAGAAGGAAAAA